AUGGAAUCUGUCCCUGACCCCUGCUACACAUGCCGCAAUCGGCGCAUCCAGUGCGACCAGACUGGCGUCCCCUGCGGCAAGUGCGAAAAAGCCGGGUUGGAAUGUCUCGACAAACGGCCCUUUCGAUGGGUCAAAGGCGUCGCUAUCCGCGGGAAGAUGCAAGGUCGAUCAUAUGAGAAUGCGGGUCCUUCGUUCACGGCAGAACACGCGCCUGUAUUGGCGAAGUCGAGGCGCACGUUGAUUCGUUCUUCUCAAGGUCGUCUCGGCAGAUCUAAUGGCACUUUCGGUACUUCCCCGAGUAUACCUGUAAACUUGGAAGAUCCAUCCCUAUUGAACCUGGAUCAAGCAUCUAAAUACUACAUUGACUAUUGUGAAUAUCCCGUUUCCUCCUAUCCUUGCCCCAAUCACUUCGAUUUACUGACGGACUCGGCAGACAAUGAACGCAUUUGCAAGCUCUUCAUUGUAUAUGAUAGCGACAAAAAUCCAUUCAGGAGCCUCAUCCCUCUUGGCAUGAAUGAUCCCGUGCUGAUGAAAGCUCUUCUGGCGAUGGCAGCACGCCACCAUGCCAAUACCGGCCAGUCAUUUAACCAACUCGACAAUCCCACGUCGCCCAGCCUGAUCAAUGCGAACCGCGAUGCGCUUCUCUUUAAGCAUCAAGCUAUGGAAGCGUUGUCGCAUUCUUUGCGCGACAAGAACCUUUCGGAUCAAGAUAGUACUGUGGCUAGCAUCUUCUUGUUGAUCUUCUUAGAUCUUUUGGAGUCCGGAAGUGACGGGUGGAAUUUUCACCUGGAAGGCGCUAAGAAUCUGAUCGCUUCCACUUAUAAACAUUCCGAGGAUCAGGCCGUGAUCAAUCACGGGCCUGGUGAGACAGUGCGGGAGAUUCGAGAUUUUAUUAUGAAGCAAAUUUACCUAAUCGAAACACUUGGUGCAGCUUUCUUACGCCCAAAACUAUUAUCUCAGGUUCCGUCUUUCGAUCAGCGUGAAUCCCAGCUUCAAGAGACUAUCGAGAAAUCAUUCCUUGGAUGUUCUGAAUACAUUCUCAUGGCUAUUCAACAACUUUCCAUGGAAAGAGACAGCAUUGCAGGCUCCAGGCCACUCGACGCCGAUGCUGUCGAAAUUCACGUUCAGAAUACCACAGCGUUACUCAAGCUCAUUCGAAAUUUUGAUAGCUAUGCUUGGGCAUCGAAAGUCCAACAAUCACGAACCUCUUCGCCGCAGGAAAUUGCUAAUCUCUGCACAUUAUCCGAGGCAUACAGACUCGGCGCCCUUCUAUACGGCACACGUAUCCUCGACUUUGUGACAGGAGAAUUCACAGAGCAGGAUGAUAAGGUCGCUGAGCUCUUAGGCAUGGCCGACUCCUUGAAGAACGACGAGGCCAUGUUUAAAUGUGUUCUUUGGCCGAUCUUUGUUGCAGGUCUGGAGUCUCAAUGGCAGGCCCAAAGAGACUUUCUCGUUGGCUGCAUGGAGAGGUUCUGGGAUAUCACUAGGUGUUUGAAUGCUGUCAACGCAACAAACAUCUUGCAAGAGUACUGGCAGCAAGAAAGCUCACCGGGUGACAACCGGUCGGGUUGGAUUUUCAAUAUCGGUCGCCUUGGGCGCGACUGGCUUUGGAUAUGA
Molecule: messenger RNA, 1617 nt
Organism: Penicillium atrosanguineum
Lineage: Eukaryota; Fungi; Ascomycota; Eurotiomycetes; Eurotiales; Aspergillaceae
Product: Zn(II)2Cys6 transcription factor
Exons: 3
Coding region: 1-1617 (538 amino acids)
Biological process (GO): positive regulation of transcription by RNA polymerase II
Cellular component (GO): nucleus
Molecular function (GO): transcription cis-regulatory region binding; DNA-binding transcription factor activity, RNA polymerase II-specific; zinc ion binding
Source: RefSeq, a predicted model, not a curated record